Molecule: messenger RNA, 1552 nt
Organism: Topomyia yanbarensis
Lineage: Eukaryota; Metazoa; Arthropoda; Insecta; Diptera; Culicidae
Product: O-glucosyltransferase rumi homolog
Exons: 3
Coding region: 120-1325 (401 amino acids)
Biological process (GO): protein O-linked glycosylation; positive regulation of Notch signaling pathway
Cellular component (GO): endomembrane system
Molecular function (GO): UDP-glucosyltransferase activity; UDP-xylosyltransferase activity
Source: RefSeq, a predicted model, not a curated record
UGAUUCACGUGUAGUACGAUACGUCAGAAGAAGAUAAUCAAAACAAAACCGAUACUAGUACCGAAGCCGUCGAUCUCGAUGAACCGUUAGAUGAACCACAUGAAGCGUGCCAAAGUAUUAUGAUGAAUGUUCCACUUAUUUUUCUAAUAAUAAUAAUAACCGCUCCGAAGAUCUACAGCGACGAUGGCAAAUGUGUGGAAAAAGGAAGCUGCACAGGACAAACAACCGACGAACCACCUGUUAAUUUGUACACACCAGUUCAUAACAAGUAUUUUCAACUAAUAGAAGAAGCUCUCGCUAACUAUAAACCGUGCCAAUCUGCGAACUGUUCUUGCCACGCGGAUGUACUUAAAAACGAUAUGCGUCCGUUCAAGUCCGGUAUCACUCGGCAGAUGAUUGAAAGAGCCCACACGUACGGUACCAAGUAUCAAAUCAUAGAUCACCGUAUGUAUCGUCAAAAAGACUGCAUGUUUCCGGCACGCUGUUCCGGGGUGGAACAUUUUAUCAAACCAAACUUACCUAAACUUCCCAAUAUGGAGCUGAUUAUCAACUGUCGCGAUUGGCCUCAGAUUAGCCGAAACUGGGGACACAUGGAAAAGCUACCAGUAUUGUCAUUCAGUAAAACUGAUGACUACCUGGACAUAAUGUAUCCCACGUGGGCCUUCUGGGAGGGUGGUCCAGCGAUUUCUCUCUAUCCAACCGGACUUGGACGGUGGGAUCAGCAUCGAAGUUCGAUUACGAAAGCUGCCAAACAGUGGCCGUGGGCAAAGAAGAAAGCAAAAGCUUUCUUCCGUGGAUCGCGAACAUCAGAUGAACGGGAUGCAUUGGUUCUGCUAUCACGUCGUCGGCCGGAGCUGAUCGAUGCGCAGUAUACAAAAAAUCAAGCAUGGAAAUCGUCGAAGGAUACGUUGAAUGCAGAACCUGCCAGGGAAGUUCGACUGGAGGAUCACUGCCAGUAUAGGUAUCUGUUCAAUUUUAGGGGAGUAGCGGCAAGCUUUCGCUUCAAGCAUUUGUUUCUCUGCAAAUCAUUGGUGUUUCACGUGGGCGAUGAGUGGCAGGAGUUUUUCUACAAUUCGCUGAAACCGUGGGUCCACUAUGUACCGGUGGCAGUUAAUGCCAGCCAGGAGGAGCUGGAGGAACUGAUACUGUUUUUUGAAAAGCAUGACCAGUUAGCGCAGGAAAUUGCUGACCGUGGCUAUCAGCAUAUUUGGAACCAUUUGAGAAUGAAGGACGUCGAGUGCUAUUGGAGGAGAUUGUUGAAACGAUACGGGAAGUUGGUCAAAUAUGAAGUUCAACGGGAUGUGGAUCUGAUUGAAAUAUUCUAGGGAAUUGCGGUUGCGUUGUUGUGUAAUGGCAAUAUGAGAUAAACUUAUAAAUUUAUACUCUAUGGUAAAUAUUUAUUUUAUGUUAGAUUUUAGCUGAACAGGUAGCGGUCUACGACGAAAACGACACAUAACCUUCCAUGAUGGAUGUUGAAAUGGGUGGUUUAAAAAGUGUCAAUUUCGAAGUCUGUCGCUUCGUCAUCCAUUUUAAAAUAAAAGACAAUUUAAUU